This is a messenger RNA of Pieris napi, 1797 nucleotides long. Its product is annotated as insulin-like growth factor 1 receptor. The record is from RefSeq and is a predicted model, not a curated record. The transcript is spliced from 9 exons. Gene Ontology annotation, molecular function: insulin receptor substrate binding; insulin receptor activity; ATP binding. Lineage: Eukaryota; Metazoa; Arthropoda; Insecta; Lepidoptera; Pieridae. Gene Ontology annotation, cellular component: insulin receptor complex; membrane; axon. The coding region runs from base 59 to 1495 and encodes 478 amino acids. Gene Ontology annotation, biological process: glucose homeostasis; positive regulation of phosphatidylinositol 3-kinase/protein kinase B signal transduction; positive regulation of MAPK cascade.
UAGGAUUGUGAUAUGUUUUGCAGUAAACGCCGAUAUAGUAAGCAAUGUGCGUGCUGAGAUGGUUAUGUCCAAUAAAACCCUUCCCGAAGUGAACGUGACGUGGACACCUCCAGACGAUCCCAAUGGCUUUGUCGUGGCAUACAACGUCUAUCAUUCCAGGGUCGCGGAUAAUAGCCCGGAACAAUUGGAUAUUGGAUUGACAAGCUGUAUCCGAUCUGAUGAUUACGAGAGAAAUGGGCGGAGUUUUGUCAUACGAGCCUUAGUGUCUGGCAACUACAGUAUACGAGUCACACCACUUACUGUUAGUGGCGCUGGGAAUGUCUCUUCCGACGUAUACAUUUUUAUACCGGACGCACGUGCAGAUAGUAGUUACGACUGGGUAUGGGGGGUGGUGGGGGGUUGCGCUGUAGUGUUGUGUGCGGCCGCAUUGGGCACUUGGUACGCCCGUCGCGCUCUACACACGCAGGACAACAAUAAGCUGUUCGCGCGAGUCAACCCAGAGUACGUGUCGACCGUGUACGUGCCCGAUGAGUGGGAGGUGCCGCGCUCGAGUAUCGAAUGUAUACGCGAACUCGGACAGGGCUCGUUUGGAAUGGUGUAUGAAGGUAUCGCCAAAAACUUAGAAAAAGGCAAGCCGGAGACUCGGUGCGCUGUGAAAACUGUCAAUGAACAUGCCACUGACAGGGAGCGCAUCGAGUUCCUAAACGAGGCUUCAGUGAUGAAGGCGUUCGACACUUUCCACGUGGUACGUCUCCUGGGCGUGGUCUCUCGAGGACAGCCGACUUUGGUUGUGAUGGAGCUGAUGGAGCAGGGAGACCUCAAGACGUACCUCCGCUCGCACAGGCCUGAUGCAGAUUCUUCUUUACCCAGGAAGGGACCCGCACCAAGUCCGCCAACUUUGCAGAAUAUACUGCAGAUGGCUAUAGAGAUAGCCGACGGUAUGGCUUAUCUGUCAGCCAAAAAGUUUGUGCACCGUGACCUAGCGGCGCGCAAUUGCAUGGUCGCCGGGGACCUAACUGUCAAAGUAGGGGACUUCGGAAUGACCAGAGACAUUUAUGAGACUGAUUACUAUAGGAAGGGCACGAAGGGACUCUUGCCCGUUCGUUGGAUGAGCCCUGAAAGCUUGAAGGACGGGGUGUUCUCAAGUAACACUGAUGCAUGGAGUUAUGGUGUAGUUUUAUGGGAGAUGGCGACACUUGCUAUGCAACCCUAUCAGGGUCUGUCGAACGAGCAAGUGGUCCGUUACGUGGUAGAAGGGGGGGUGAUGGAGCGUCCGGAGCACUGCCCCGACCGUCUGUACGAGCUGAUGAGAGCCUGUUGGGCCCACAGACCCACAGCGAGGCCCAGCUUCCUCCAACUGGUGGCGGAACUGGCCCCUUCAGCCCAGCCCUACUUCCGGCACAGGUCCUUCUAUCACACACCGCAGGGACAGGAGAUGUACGCAAUGCAGAGGACUGCUGCAGACGCUAGUAGAGAGCAGACGGCCUCCACCUAACCGUAAGUGGUACCAUUUGCAUGCCUCCACUAUCACCAGCACAUAUUUUGUUAUCAUUUCCUGUCAAUAAAACCAUUUAGUUUGGUUCUCAUUGUACCGCACUUGUGCUAUGUUAAUACUUUUUAUAACUUAUAGAUGCUUCUGUCCGGCCUAGACUAGUUCAGACUUUUAAAUAAAGCUUUUACGUCGUAAACUUAUUACAUUCAUGUAACUCGACGAUUCGAGUGUUAGGGGGCGUCCAUAAAUAACGUGAGGUGUUUUUUUAAAUUUUCGGUACCUAAAUGGCAUUUAGGGUCAUAUUU